GGAAAAAACCACGAGCGAGCCGCGAGACGCCCCCUCCGUCUUGGGGUGACCCAGCCAGGCUCGCUGCAAGCCCCGCGCUCCAGUUGCAGAUUCUAUGGAGUAAAAGACUCCAGCUGCUCAGACAUGUGAUUGAGGAUGCUGAGAAAUGAAAGCAGAAAGAAAGAAGAGACAGAUGUCCAUCCCCAACCAUAGUUCCAGCUCUUUUGGGCAAUGGUCAGCAAGGAAUAGGAAAGAUGCUGUCUAUCAUUCCGCAUGAAUCAACCCUGGCAUUUACCUGCAACCUAUUUUAGACCCUGUGGUUUUUUAGAUGCUUCAGAUUGAAUGCCUUGGAACUGCUGGUGAAAAAUAUCAAGAGAACCUGUUCUAUCAAUCACUGAAGACAUCAGGAACAUUUUUGAAAAAUUAAAUCUGCACACAAUGAGGGGCUGCCACGUCUGCAAGCUUCCUGGGAGAGUCCUGGGGGUCAGAGUGCUCCGCUUCUCCUUGGCGGUCAUCCUCGUGUUGCUGCUGGUGGCCGGCGCCUUGACCACUUUACUUCCCAACAUCAAAGAAGAUAAGCUGCUCAUGCUGCGAAGGGAAAUGAAAUCCCAGGACCGACCCGCCCAAGAGGCCUUUACGCUCAUAAUGCAGACAUACAACAGAACAGAUCUCUUGCUGAGACUUUUGAAUCAUUACCAGGCAGUACCACAUCUGCACAAAGUCAUCGUGGUAUGGAACAACAUUGGAGAGAAGGGGCCGGAUGAGUUAUGGAACUCUCUGGGGCCUCACCCUGUCCCCGUGAUCUUCAAACAGCAGUCGGCAAACAGGAUGAGGAACCGACUCCAGGUCUUCCCCGAACUGGAAACCAAUGCUGUGUUGGUGGUAGACGAUGACACGCUGAUUAGUGCCCAGGACCUCGUCUUUGCCUUCUCGGUUUGGCAGCAAUUUCCUGAUCAGAUUGUAGGGUUUGUUCCUAGAAAACACGUCUCCACGUCCUCGGGUCUCUACAGCUAUGGAGGUUUUGAAUUGCAGACCCCAGGCUUUGGGAGCGGUGACCAGUAUUCCAUGGUGCUGAUCGGCGCCUCAUUCUUCAACAGGAAGUAUCUGGAACUCUUCCAGAGGCAGCCCGCGGCUGUGCACGCAUUGAUAGAUGAAACGCAAAACUGUGAUGAUAUCGUCAUGAAUUUCAUCAUUGCCAAGCACAUUGGGAAGACUUCGGGGGUAUUUGUGAAACCCGUAAACAUGAACAAUUUGGAAAAAGAAACCAACGGGGGCUAUUCUGGAAUGUGGCACCGAGCCGAACACUUUCUGCAGAGGUCCUACUGCCUGAACAAGCUUGUUCACAUCUAUGACAGCAUGCCCUUAAAAUAUUCCAACAUUCUGAUUUCCCAGUUUGGCUUUCCAUACGCCAACCACAAAAGUAAAAUGUGAAAGUAAAACAGAC
Messenger RNA from Carlito syrichta (Philippine tarsier), 1423 nucleotides. It is a transcript of the gene EXTL2, whose product is annotated as exostosin like glycosyltransferase 2. Gene Ontology annotation, cellular component: membrane. The record is from RefSeq and is a predicted model, not a curated record. The coding region runs from base 418 to 1410 and encodes 330 amino acids. The transcript is spliced from 6 exons. Gene Ontology annotation, molecular function: glycosyltransferase activity. Lineage: Eukaryota; Metazoa; Chordata; Mammalia; Primates; Tarsiidae.